This is a messenger RNA of Fusarium oxysporum Fo47, 1999 nucleotides long. RefSeq names its product fungal specific transcription factor domain-containing protein. The transcript is spliced from 8 exons. The record is from RefSeq and is a predicted model, not a curated record. Gene Ontology annotation, cellular component: nucleus. Bases 1 to 1887 code for a protein of 628 amino acids. Gene Ontology annotation, biological process: DNA-templated transcription. Gene Ontology annotation, molecular function: DNA binding; zinc ion binding. NCBI's taxonomy places the organism in Eukaryota, Fungi, Ascomycota, Sordariomycetes, Hypocreales, Nectriaceae.
AUGGAAACCGAAGAGAUUACGAGUAUAAUUGGCGCAAACUCAGUGCCCAGAUUUGCCGAAGCCGUCGGGCUUGUGAGCCAUGUCGAAGUCAAAGUGCACUGGGGAGCGACCGAUUUGCUCAUUUUGAAAUCCACCAAAGACAGGGUCCAGGUCCUUGAAUCGCAAAUAGCGUCCUUAUCUGAAUUACUUAGUUCGCGGACGAAUAAAGAAGCUCAGGCUUCUGUACCUUCGCAGCCCCUUCCUUCAACGACAAGCUCGGAUGGGAACCCUUUCCUAACUGAGCAGGCUGUUCCGAAUGAGCGACAAACUGUCUCUUUCUCAGAAGCCCAAUCUGACCUGCCACAAGACGUAUUUACUCACUUUCUACAAGUCUAUAGUCAGACAGUGCAUCUUCAACCUCUUCCAUUGUUUGACCUCGCCACCCUGGGAAGGAAACUCAAUAAUGCUCCUCAAUACUUUCUUGAUAGCUUCCUAGCUCUUAUGCUUGAGUUCACUACUCAUGAAUACUUCCGGAACAAACACGCAGAGGCAUCUAGCUAUUACAGCCGCUCGGCAGCUACUACCAUACAGCGACUUGCUGCUGAAGGAAAACACCAGGUUGAGAUUGUUCAAGCUCUAUGCAUGAUGGCACUGAGAGAUAUUGCAGGGAGUGAUUUGCCCAGGGCAUGGAUGUCCAUUGGCACAGCGACACGGCUGGAGAGUAUCCGUAAUCUGUGGAAAAGCAACUCAGUCCCCAACCAGGAAUCAGCAGAAGAGAACAGAUGUUAUUGGAGCAUUUACAUGAUUGAGGCCGUCUUUUUCCCUCACAUGCCACGGGCCCCAACACAUGACCAGACUCGGAAAUAUCCUCCCAGUGUUGAGCCUCCGCCACCAAUUCCACUAGAUGCGAACGAUUUCAAUGCACCGGACUUCGAUAAUGCUGUUGGUUCAUCUGAUGACCUAGGAAUCAACACGCACGCGGGGAGAAUGAUAGCAGUCUGGAGUCAAGUUGCCUGUCAUCUCCAUGAAAUCAGACGUGGAGAGGUUCAGAUACCCUGGCUGCCAGAGUCUACGUACUCCAAGCUCAAUCUUGCUCUUUUUGAGUACGAGGCUCAGUUCAACCAGAGACACCUGAUGAGGAGUCUAUUCCCUUUUAAAAGAACUUCAGAAGAGAUACAAGCAUACCGCGAGUAUUGGAAUCCAUGGUUGACCACGCAUUUAGUAUUGCAUGCGUCUCUCGCCUUAUUGAACCACCCUUUCAUUCACUUGGUGGCCUUACGCCGCAAUAAAGGUAUGAGCCAGUCCAGGUUGUUCUUACAACAGGUCGUAGAUCAAGCUCUCUUCCACUCUGGAUGGGUAUUCUGGCUUGUUGGAAUAUUUGAAGAUUUGAACAUCGAGAUAUCCAAUCCCCUCAUCGGGUUAGCUGUUGCAGCAACAUCGACAAUUCCAUGGCUCUACCAAUUUGUCAAGAAUGCCAAGGUUGCUAGCAAAGCCAGCCAGAAUUUAGCCAAGGGACAGAGAUUGCUACAACGCCUGUCGAAGACUUGGCCAUGCAUGUCACACAAACUGCAAGGCCUCCAACGACUCCAAUCACUUGUCAUUGGAAAGUCACCUGAAGCCGGUGCUGCUGAUACCACGAUUAAUUUUCCACCGUCUAUGAUAUGGGAACUUCUCGAUCCGAUCAUUUAUAAUACCAGACUAUCCACUGAUCCUUCUGACCUAUCCACAGAGGGCCUCCCUUACGUCAGUAUACAUGUCACAACAGACUUCUUGCAUCCUCUAGCGGAUGACGAAGACGAUCAAGCGUUGAGUCACUUCAAUUGGGAAGACAGUCUCAUGUAUGGGAACGACCUGUUGCAGGACAAUUACCCUGCAUCACUUGUUCCCUUUGAUUUCAAUGUAACCUAGUCUCCCGUUGCAAGAAUGGCUAUUUUUGUAUCUCGUAGGUGACAAUAGUGAAUGGGAAAACUGCUAGUACCGGCACCGUUGAAUAAUGGUAUCGGGAAACGGCAUUUAACAG